AUGCAUGGCGAUUUUCACCACCUGCUGCAGGAGCUCAACCGAGAAGACACCAAGGGCUACAAGAACUUCAUCCGCAUCAAACCUGAACUUUUCGGAGAGAUGGUGGACCGGCUUACUCCAAUCCUCGCCAAAAAAGCCACCAGAAUGAGAGAGCCCCUGUCAGUGGGGUUGAAGUUGGCUGUCACCCUCCGAUUCCUGGCAUCCGGCGAUUCAUAUACGAGUCUGCAAUACAGCUUCAGGGUCUCCAAAACCGCCAUCUGUAGAUUCGUACCUAAAGUCUGCCAGGCCAUAAUUGACAUAUACAAACCUGAGGUGCUCAAGUGCCCAAGAACUCCAGAAGAAUGGAAUCAAGUUGCCGAAGGAUUCUCAAAGAGGUGGAACUAUCACAAGUGUGGAGGUGGUCUGGAUGGCAAGCAUGUUCGAGUGAAGAAGCCCUGGCAUGCAGGAUCACUGUUCUUCAAUUACAAGAAGUUCCACAGCAUUGUCCUCAUGGCCGUCGCAGAUGCAAACUACAAGUUCCUGUACGUCGACGUAGGUGCUGAAGGAAGUGCUGGUGAUGGAGGAACUUGGUUCAAGUGCACCCUUCACGAUGCCAUCGCGCAGAAACGAGUGGGAUUUCCAGAGCACAGCUUCCUGCCGAGUGACGACACCCCAAUCCCAUUCCACAUUGUUGCUGAUGAUGCCUUCGCCCUCAAGACCUGGCUUAUGAAACCUUACUCACAUCAAUCCCAGGUAUACGAAGAAAAAAUCUUCAGCUACAGGUUGUCUCGCGCCCGUCGUGUGGUGGAAAAUGCUUUCGGUCUCCUGCAGUCACGAUUUAGAGUCUUCGGCACUACCAUGCUACAACGACCUGCAGUUGUCAAAAUUGUCACCAUGUGUGGGUGUGUGAUGCACAACCUGAUAUUGAACCGCUACUCAAAUUUUCAUCCCCAAGAAGUCGACUGCGAAGAUGGUGACCAUAACGUGAUUGAUGGAUCGUGGAGGAACAUACCAAAUCUGAUGCAACGCCUCCAAACUCGACGGGGAACAAAUCCAACGAGAGAAGCAAAGGCCGUCCGAGACUACCUGGCUUUGUACUAUGCAUCAGAAGCAGGCGCAGUUCCCUGGCAAGAAAGGAUGGUAUAUCCAAGAGGACGACCAGCAGACGAACAAAGGAUGGAGCAAUAA
Molecule: messenger RNA, 1167 nt
Organism: Scylla paramamosain (green mud crab)
Lineage: Eukaryota; Metazoa; Arthropoda; Malacostraca; Decapoda; Portunidae
Exons: 1
Coding region: 1-1167 (388 amino acids)
Source: RefSeq, a predicted model, not a curated record